UGGGUUCAUUUUUCAGUCAAUCAGCAAACGGGGCAGCUAUUCGAGAGCUAAGAAGAAAAAGAGCAGCAGCUAGACUAGACUCACUAGUACUGAUAUUACACCAUGUGCCAGAUUGUCAGUGGCAACCGAGGGGGUGACGUCGACGAUUUGCCCAUCACGUCACUGCCGACUCGUCGUUUGCCCCGUCGGCCUAACUUCGUCAUUGGCAGUUCCAAGGAUAUCAUGCUCUGUCCGGUGAUGAGCAAAAUCUCUUUCCCGCCCGGCGGCAGCCAACCGGCCGCAGGAGCCGACUCGUUUCAGCCUGCUCCGCCGUCGCCGCCGUCCGUCCAGUUUUCGACGACCAGCAGCGAAGAUGAGGAGCAUUCUUGCGUCAUCUGCUCCCAAUUCAUCAAGGAGGAGGCCGGUGCCGGCAAACAAGAGCCGCAAAACGCCGAAGUCACGCUGGAAAACGUUUUCAAGGUUCUCCGGCGCUCGACUCAACCGGCCCAUUUGCUCGUCAUGUCGGCCGUCAUAGCCUUGGCUAUGCUAUUUUACCCUCGUAGUAAAUCGAGCUUGGUUGUAAUCCAACCGACGGCCGACUCUACACUGUGGCCGCUUCUCUAUCUCUCCUCAUUCAGCAUCUUGUUCGGCGCUCAAAUGUGGAUGACAUUCGUUUCAGGCCUGGUUCUGCUCUUCAUUCUGCCGCGUCACACGUUCGCCUGCGUCCAGAGCGCUCUCUUCCCAAAGUACAUGAUUCUCAACGGAGUGACUGCCCUGGCCGUCCUCAUAAGCUUCGUCCAGACCAAGAAAUUCUGGUCGUCACAAGAAAAUUACCAGGUUGUGGGCUUGAUUGUCAACUGCUUGUGCCCGCUGAUUGCCCGCAUCAUCGUCGUGCCGAGUUUGCUUGAGCGCAUUCGAGCCAAAGUGAUUCUGGAGCGGGCCGCCGGACACGGGCCGGAAGCCGGGCCGAGGCUGACGUCGACGACGGACGCCCUGCUCAAACAGUGCCCCACUUACAGCCGAACGUGCCAACGUUUUCGCCAGCUCCACGCCAUCGUGGCCGUCGUCAACAUCGUCACGCUCGCCUGUAACGCCUUCCACUUGUACUAUCUCGCCUCUAAAAUCUCUUUCCAUCACUAACAACUCGAUAACCAAAUUUAAAAAAACCAAAAGAGAAACAAAACAUAACAAAACAUAACAAAAUAAGCUUUAGCUAAAAUUGACAACACACACAUUUUCUUCUCAACUAUUUUUCGUCUCGAAAAAACUUGCAGCCAAGUCUAAGGUGUCAUACAUGGAUAUUAUUUAUGCAACAAUUUCUCACCCCAUAGAUGUUUUGUAGUUUUUCUGUAUUCGUACGUGUGACAUUAAACACAAGCGGCAGAGAAAAGGAAAAAAAGAAAAUUUCUCUAAAUUUUAUAAUAACAAUUUUUAUCAUUGAGGACAAACUGGACAAUUAUAAUAAUAAU
Daphnia pulex (common water flea) is the source of this 1448-nucleotide messenger RNA. RefSeq lists its product as uncharacterized. The record is from RefSeq and is a predicted model, not a curated record. NCBI's taxonomy places the organism in Eukaryota, Metazoa, Arthropoda, Branchiopoda, Diplostraca, Daphniidae. The transcript has 4 exons. Bases 103 to 1119 code for a protein of 338 amino acids.